GAAGAACUCUCGCGACAAAGGCAGCUCGUCACAGCAGGCCUCAUACUGUGUGCUGACUGUUCCGAACUGGCAGAAUGACGACGCCUGCUGCUGCAUCGACGUCUUCGUCGGCGAGCCCGAACGAUUCUGCGGUCGUUUCGCCGAGCAAGUCGACCUCGUCACUAUCUGCGCCGAAAGCUUCAACGCCGACAGGCAUGACUUCGCCUGACCCUGCCUCGUCGUUUGCACAUGCGCUGAAGAAGUUCAAGCUCGUGUUCCUGGGAGAUCAGAACGCGGGCAAGACGUCGCUCAUCACUCAGUUCAUGUACGGCUCCUUCGACGCAACAUACCAAGCCACCAUCGGCAUCGACUUUCUGAGCAAGACCAUGUAUCUCGAAGAUAGAACAGUCAGACUGCAGCUAUGGGACACAGCAGGACAGGAGCGCUUCAGGAGUCUCAUACCGAGCUAUAUACGCGAUUCGAGCGUCGCCGUGGUCGUCUAUGACAUCACAAAUCGUUCGAGCUUUGCGAGUACGAACAAGUGGAUAGAUGACGUCCGAGCGGAGAGAGGUAGCGAUGUCAUCAUCGUGCUGGUAGGCAACAAGACAGAUCUGAACGACAAGCGACAAGUCACGACGGAGGAGGCAGAGAAGCGGGCGAAAGAUCUGGGCGUCAUGUUCAUCGAGACCUCUGCAAAAGCCGGUCACAAUGUCAAGACGCUCUUUAGGAAGAUCGCUCAAGCUUUGCCGGGCAUGGACAGAGAUUCAGAGCAAGCUGCAGGCACGAACCAGAUGAUCGAUGUCACCUCGAAGCCUUCAGAUGCGGCUCCAGAAUCGAGUGGUUGCAGUUGCUGAUAGUUAGACUCGGUGAUCACCUCCUUCGUUCUCUUCGAGACUGUUGUGUCAGUAGCCGAGCUUGAGUUGCACGGCAACAUUGCAAGACUAUACCCU
This is a messenger RNA of Mixia osmundae IAM 14324, 929 nucleotides long. RefSeq lists its product as uncharacterized. Lineage: Eukaryota; Fungi; Basidiomycota; Mixiomycetes; Mixiales; Mixiaceae. Gene Ontology annotation, molecular function: GTPase activity; GTP binding. The transcript has 5 exons. The coding region runs from base 75 to 833 and encodes 252 amino acids. The record is from RefSeq and is a predicted model, not a curated record.